AUGACAGUGACGGUGCAGGCAGCAGUGAACGCAUCCGAAGCCGCUAUCAAUGGCACCAUGGCUGCUGCACCCACAGCAGCAGAAACGGUGCUGUCUGUAUCGAGACACGAUAUGCAGGCAUACGGCAUCAUCACCACCAUCUGCCUCUGCCUCAUAGUCUUCGGGGGAGUGCACCUGGUGGACCGCGUCGGAUCAUUAUUCAUCAUCCCGGCUGUGCUCGCUGUCAUCUCCGUCUUCAUCGGGAUAUUCCUCUCCCCAGACGCUGAGUCACCAGGUGGGCCUAGAGCCGAUGACCCCUCUUCCACCACACCCCACCCGGGUGACCCGGGUGACCUGUCUUCAUCGACUUUCUCCUCUCUCCGGUCCAGUCAACGAGUCGCCAGUCCGGAUGGUUACAACGAAUCAGAUGCCGACUCACCUGGUGCGCCUUGUAAACCGCCAGCUGCUGGGGCUCUUCUACCCGGGAGUCACGGGCAUCAUGGCGGGAAGCAACCGGUCAGAGGCGCUGAGGGACGCACAGCGGUCCAUACCCCUACCCUAUCCUACGCGCAUUCCUUCCCCCAUCCCAACCGCAGCCAGCUGCUGGGGCUCUUCUACCCGGGAGUCACGGGCAUCAUGGCGGGAAGCAACCGCCAGCUGCUGGGGCUCUUCUACCCGGGAGUCACGGGCAUCAUGGCUGGAAGCAACCGCUCAGAGGCGCUGAGAGACACACUCGACUGUCCUUCUGUGCUCAUCCUCUUCCACACCCAACCCCACCCAUCCGUACCCAUCCAAACCAUUCCCUCCCACAGCCAGCUGCUGGGCCUCUUCUAUCCAGGAGUGACAGGCAUCAUGGCGGGGAGCAACCGCUCAGAGGCUCUGAGGGACACUCAGCGGUCCAUUCCCACAGGCACUCUGGCAGCCAUUGUGUCAAUGACUGGUCUCUAUGUGGUCUCCAUCCUGCUGUUCGGUGCUGUUGCUACCAGGGACCUGCUUGUCACCGACAGGCUCCUCACUGCCACGAUUGCAUGGCCCGUGCCAGCUGUCGUCCAGGUGGGCAUCGUCCUGUCAACGCUGGGAGCAGCCCUGCAGAACCUCAUGGGAGCGCCUCGGCUGCUGGCUGCGAUAGCAAAUGACAACGUGCUGCCGGUGCUGAAUGCAUUCAAAGCGGAGAGCCAUCAGGAGCCGCAUCUAGCCACACUCUUCACUCUCCUGCUGUGCUGCAGCUUUGUGCUGAUAGGAGACGUGGACUAUGUAUCACCAGUCAUCACCAUGUUCUUCCUCCUCUGCUAUUGCGGGGUCAACCUCUCCUGUGCUCUCCUCGACCUCGUGGACGCCCCCUCCUGGCGCCCCCGCUGGCGCUGGCACCACUGGCUAGUAUCCCUCGCUGGCGCGCUGCUGUGUCUGGUCAUCAUGUAUCUCAUCUCCUGGUUCUUCACGCUCGUCUGUCUCACCCUAGCCGUGCUCAUCUACAUCUAUGUCAGCAUGGUGGGCAAGGCGGGUGACUGGGGCGAUGGGGUCAAGUCCGCCUACAUGCAACUCGCCCUGCGCUCGCUGCACUUCCUGGGAGGUGGGUGGGUGAGCGAGAGAGGGUUCCCUUCCCUCCCUCUGUGCUCUAAGCAAUCCCUGGGACUGGGGCGAUGGGGUCAAGUCCGCCUACAUGCAACUCGCCCUGCGCUCGCUGCACUUCCUGGGAGGUGGGUGGGUGAGCGAGAGAGGGUUCCCUUCCCUCCCUCUGUGCUCUAA
Closterium sp. Yama58-4 is the source of this 1725-nucleotide messenger RNA. The record is from the annotation of a GenBank genome assembly. NCBI's taxonomy places the organism in Eukaryota, Viridiplantae, Streptophyta, Zygnematophyceae, Desmidiales, Closteriaceae.